Phaedon cochleariae (mustard beetle) is the source of this 834-nucleotide messenger RNA. The record is from the annotation of a GenBank genome assembly. Lineage: Eukaryota; Metazoa; Arthropoda; Insecta; Coleoptera; Chrysomelidae.
AUGCAGCCAUUGUCUUUUGAGACAAUAACCAUCGAUCCAAGCACCACAAAUGUAUUGGUACCAACAAAUGUAUCGAGAAGUGCUUCGGAAGAAUACAGCGAAGUAACAUCAUAUCAAAAUUCGAAACAUUCAUUCACGGAACUCAUUGACAAUGAACUCGACAAUGAACAAGUCCAGUCGAUGCCAGAAGCUGUUGCUCAGAACAAUAUUCUACUGAAUCCCGUCAACGAAUCAAAUAGUUUAACAGCAGCAAGCACAAGUUCAAGCACCUCAUCUGAUUCUAGCAAUAGCUCAUCAGAUUCUAGCAACGAUCUACCGGUGGCAAAAAAUACUACAUCUACUGAUUUAUCAGCACUUUCAACAGUAUCCAACAACACUCAAGGUGCUAUUAAAUACUUACUGCAAGGAGCAGUACAUAAUAUGGAAGAUAAUCAAGAGGGUAAUGUUGCGAGAAUAGGACGAAAAAGAAAGUCGAAUUGCAAUAAAUGGGCAUGCGUACAAGCUGAGAUUUCGAGGAAUAGUGGAAAGUCGUAUACCUCAAAGCACAAGAAAGUUGUGCCCGGUAGGUCACUGAAACCACCAUGUGGUGAUAAAUGUAAAUUGAAAUGUACCAGUAAAAUAUCAGAUGCACAGCGAAAAGAGCUUUUUGAUAACUAUUGGGCCAUGGCAGAUUUGCAAAGACAAAGCGAAUUCAUACUACGACACAUCUCAACUGUUACGCCAAGAUAUUCCUAUAAAGUUCAUAACAGCAACCGAGGAAACAACAACGCAUUCUAUUUAACGGUGGAUCAAAAGAGAAUCAGAGUCUGCAAACAAUAUUUCAGAGCCACGUAG